Molecule: messenger RNA, 402 nt
Organism: Periophthalmus magnuspinnatus
Lineage: Eukaryota; Metazoa; Chordata; Actinopteri; Gobiiformes; Gobiidae
Product: putative eggshell protein
Exons: 1
Coding region: 1-402 (133 amino acids)
Source: RefSeq, a predicted model, not a curated record
AUGAAGUACGACAAAAUGAAGUACGACAAAAUGAAGUACGACAAAAUGAAGUACGACGUGACGAAGUACGACGUAAUGAAGUACGACGUAAUGAAGUACGACGUGACGAAGUACGACGUAAUGAAGUACGACGUAAUGAAGUACGACGUGACGAAGUACGACGUAAUGAAGUACGAUGUAAUGAAGUACGACGUGACGAAGUACGACGUAAUGAAGUACGACGUAAUGAAGUACGACGUAACGAAGUACGGCGUAACGAAGUACAACAUAAUGAAGUACGACGUAAUGAAGUACGACGUGACGAAGUACGACGUGAUGAAGUACGAUGUAAUGAAGUACGACAUAAUGAAGUACGACGCCUCUGUCUGCGAGUAUGACGUAGAAUCUGAAAACCAGCAGUAA